AUGGUACAAGAGCUGGAAUGUGUUGAGGAAGAAUGGAGAUAUCAAAACCCAAUAUGUAAACGCACAGAAUGUAGUUACAAGUAUUUGAAUAAAACAUGUUUAACAUUGAAUUACCUUGACAAUCUUGAUUACAUGUAUACUGAAGAUGACCUAUGUGAUGAAGAAUGUAAAAGUUUUACUGGGUGUGCCGCUUCAAUACUUGAUUUAAGGGAAUGUUAUUUUUACAGAGCUCCGAUCAUCUUUGUGUCAUAUGAUCUAGAUCUAAAUCAAUGCAUUGAAAAGUGUAAGGAAAGGAGUGACUGUGUAACAUUGAGCUUAUGGUCAGAAUAUGGCAAUGAAUGCUUUUUAUUGAACGCUACCCUGGCUGAACUACCUGAUGGUAAGGAUGAGCAAAGAAUAUUUGUUUAUUCAUCAGUGGACUCACCUAGUGUUAUAACUUUACAACAGAAUUCUCUCAUAUGA
Lottia gigantea (owl limpet) is the source of this 462-nucleotide messenger RNA. RefSeq lists its product as hypothetical. Lineage: Eukaryota; Metazoa; Mollusca; Gastropoda; Lottiidae. The record is from RefSeq and is a predicted model, not a curated record. The transcript is spliced from 2 exons. Bases 1 to 462 code for a protein of 153 amino acids.